AUGGAACUCUCGUACCAUCAAACAACAGGGCCUUCCUUGCAGCUUCGUACCUUGAGGGGAGUUCCCGACAAUGCACAGUGCGUCAAUUUUGCUCUGAAUGGAAACAUAGACGGAUUGAAGUUUUUGUUUCGCCACGGAUUGGCGUCACCACGUGAUUAUGAGACUUGCAAAUUCUUGAUACAAGCAGGCGCUGAUGUCGACUACAAACCACUUGGCGCAUUUGAUAAUAGCCCACGUAUUAAGGCAUGUCAUUCCCUUCUGGAAGGUAAUCUUUCCGAGUUCACUGUUGGGGCUCUUCGUGGCAUCACAAACGGCAGCGAGUAUCUCGAUGAUUUCAUAGUGGAGUCAAGUUUUACUCAAACGCAUCGAAUCAUUCUCGGUCUCUCAAUCGGCGAUUUGGAGCGAGAACUAAUUUCUCAUCCUGGUGAAAUCAACACGCAAGAUUCGAUGGGCCGCACAGCCUUGGCGUGGGCUGCCGCCCAGGGGGAUAGCCAUUCCAUUUUGACCUUGCUCAGAUAUGGCGCUGAUCCGAACAUAAUGGACUCCCAGAUAUCUGGCCCGUUGUCGAAUGCUUCAGCCCAGGGUCAUACGGCUUGUGUAAAACUCCUGCUUGAUGCAGGUGCAAAUCCUGACCCUCCACGUCCGGGCGGUAUCAACAAGGGCGGACCUUUAAAUGUUGCUGCCCGAAGAUCUAAUGAUCCGAUUCUUGUUAAACUUCUCUUGGAUUUUGGAGCCGAGGUUGAUCAAUUCGGGGUAGACGGCAAGACAGCCCUUUGCCAUGCCGCGCAAAAUAAUGAUGCUUCUCUAGCAAUACUUCUUCUGGAGUAUGGUGCUGAAAUCAACAAAACUACCAUCACUGGAGAUACACCAUUAACUAUUGCAAUCACGCCUAAUAGUCACCAUGUCCUGAGGCUUUUUCUUGAGCGGUGGCACCACUAUUCAAUACGUCCUCGACUCAAAGGACCGCAUCUUCUCGAAAUUACAGCCAAGUAUGGAGACCUCGAAACAAUUGGUAUAUUGGCGAACACGAAUCAUUUUCGCCUCAAAUAUGACGAGAAAUUCACAUUAAGUGACUUCAGCAAAGUGAUUCAGGAACGUCCCAAUGGGGCGGACAAGUUGACUCUGGCAUUUGAGGAACUACUCAGCAUAUUUAAGCAUGCUCCUCAUGCAGCAGAACAGCAAGAAAGUCUAGUGGAGGCAGGGUGUUGGCCGUGUUUGGCCUCGCGCUCAACUACGUGGGAAACAGCAAAUGAAAGCCCACAGCGAAGUGAUGAUGAAUCUGACGACCAAUUACAUAACACGCAAGCCCUGCCAGAAGAUGAUAAUCGACACACAUACAUACGAGGAUUGCGGAGAAAGACACUAGGGGCACGUCUAGAUCACUAG
This is a messenger RNA of Metarhizium robertsii ARSEF 23, 1386 nucleotides long. Its product is annotated as ankyrin repeat containing protein. Gene Ontology annotation, molecular function: protein binding. The coding region runs from base 1 to 1386 and encodes 461 amino acids. The record is from RefSeq and is a predicted model, not a curated record. Gene Ontology annotation, cellular component: nucleus; cytoplasm. The transcript is spliced from 2 exons. NCBI's taxonomy places the organism in Eukaryota, Fungi, Ascomycota, Sordariomycetes, Hypocreales, Clavicipitaceae.